AGAGAUGCUGCUCUGGCUCCGCCGUGGAAUCCAGUCUCAGUGGGCUCAUGCUGAUCGGCCUGUUUGUCACAUUGUCAGCUGCAAGCCUCAAUUGAUUUUGAUCAAUUAUAUUUCCAUAGCAUAGCCCCAAGUUUCCAGAGAAGAUAACAAGAUGAUGUCGAUGCGGAGAAGACUGGCUUGCUGCUCAAGGGACCGAGCGGUCAGCCUGGACAUGGACGAGCAAGAGAGGAUUAUGACUUUUAAUGGCCUGGAGAGUUGCGUUUUAAACAAUCAGACCUAUUAAAAUGAAAGCAGAUCGAGCAGAGCAGAUGAAUGUACAACUGACUCAUUGGAGGAUCAUGAUUCAAGUUGUUCCUCUAGCAAGGAUGCUUGUGGAUCUUUCUCCUCAAAAUGGUUGGGAAUACAUAGAGACGAGCAGGAUUUGGAUGAAUGGGAACUACCAGAAAGCCCUCAGCAUUUUUAUAAGAAAGAGAAACCUGCUUACACCGUUCAGGUUUCAGACGUGGAAGCAAUGAAAGAAAAGUUCACAAAACUAUUGCUGGGUGAAGAUGUUACAGGAGGACAGAAAGGACUCAGCUCUGCCUUGUCACUGUCUAAUGCCAUCACAAACCUAGCGGCUUCGAUUUUUGGAGAGUUAUGGAAAUUGGAACCUCUUUCUGAAGAGAAGAAGAGUAAAUGGAGAAAGGAGAUGGACUGGUUGCUCUCUCCUACCCACUAUAUGGUGGAAUUGGUUCCUUCUAAGCAAAAUGGAACUAGCGGUAGAGUGAUGGAGAUAAUGACCCCAAAGGUUCGGGGAGACAUCCACAUGAACCUUCCAGCUCUCCAGAAGUUAGACUCCAUGUUAAUUGGAACACUGGAUUCAAUGGUAAAGACCGAGUUUUGGUAUACAGAAGUAGGUAGCAGGGCUGAAGGAAGAAACAAGAGUAUGGGCCAAAGCACGAGAUGGUGGCUUCCAUUACCCCAAGUGACAUCAACUGGGCUAUCUGAGAAUGAGAGGAAGAAACUGCUCUACCAUGGCCGGGUUGUGCAUCAAGUAUUCAAAGCUGCCAAAUCCAUAAACGAAAGUAUUUUGCGCGAAAUGCCUGUGCCAACUGUUAUAAGGGAGGCAAUCCGAACUUCUGGAAAGGCAAACCUCAGUGAAGAAUUAUACAAGAUUUUGACAUCAGAAUCUGGUCCAGCCGAGAAAAUGCUGAAUCAGCUUAAUUUGAAAUCGGACCAUGGAGCUCUUGAGGCCAUUAACCGCUUGGAAGCAACAAUAUUCUCCUUGAAAGAGAAAUACACUGAACAAAGUGGCAGUAAAUCUCCAGUUCGAACUUCUUGGCCUUUUGUCAAGGAUUCAAUGGCCGAGAUGGAUAAGUUGAAGUUACUCUCUGAUCGAGCCGAGGUUCUUCUUCAGCUUCUGAAAUCGAAAUGGCCAAAUCAUCCCCAAACAUUUCUUGAUGUUAGUAAAGUACAAUAUGGGAAGGAUGUCGGGCAUUCGCUUCUCGAAGCAUAUUCGCGGGUUCUUGGGAACUUGGCCUAUAGCAUAUUGUCUAGAAUUGGAGAUGUUCUGCAAGAGGAUGCUAUGUGCAACCCCAAUUCACCUGCACCAACAUGUUGUUUUCCAGGGAUGAGUCUGUUGAACAAUCCUAAUGAUUCAAUGGCUGCUCUCCAUACAUGGCAGCCGCUUAUCGGUCACUCGAACAGUCCCGAUAUGACAUUGUCAUCCAAAAAAGUUGAAGGAAACUCUCCGACCUUAACUCCGAGCAAGGACCGAGCAUGGUGCAUUGGUAGAGAGGUUUGUAGGAGUGUCUCCCCUGGAAACUCACCAUAGCCUUAUGAGGAAAUUUUUGUUCCUAUGGGAAUCAGAAAGCAUAUUUUGUGAACUCAUUGUAUAUUGACGGUAAAGUUUAAAAAGCAGUAUAUUUAUAGUUAA
Molecule: messenger RNA, 1915 nt
Organism: Momordica charantia (bitter melon)
Lineage: Eukaryota; Viridiplantae; Streptophyta; Magnoliopsida; Cucurbitales; Cucurbitaceae
Gene: ROPGEF14
Product: RHO guanyl-nucleotide exchange factor 14
Molecular function (GO): guanyl-nucleotide exchange factor activity
Source: RefSeq, a predicted model, not a curated record